This is a messenger RNA of Paramecium sonneborni, 626 nucleotides long. The record is from the annotation of a GenBank genome assembly. Lineage: Eukaryota; Ciliophora; Oligohymenophorea; Peniculida; Parameciidae.
AUUAUUGAAAUAAAUACAGUUGAAUUUGGAUAAUAACGAGAAGUUGCUAUUAAAUAAGGUCGUAUGUAAAGUAUGAGAGUACUGAUGAAUAAGGAAUAAAGUUUUGAUGUUUGUUUUCGUAUAUAAAUGUAUAAGUUUGAAUAUAUAUUUGGAAAAUAAAUUAGGAAUGAAUUUUAUGUAAAUGUGAAUAGAGUAAUGUUUAAUCUAUAGAUUAGUGAGAUAGUCUAAUGGUAAAAAGGGAGAUAUAAAUGUUUAGUAGGUGAUGUUGAGAUUUAAAUAAAAUAAAUAAAAAUGAGCUUGAAUAAUAUUUAUAAUGUAGUGGAGGAGGCAAUGGAUAAGUUACUGGAAUACUUGAAUUAAAAUAAACAUAUAUGUUAGGAUUACAAUGUGUAGGAAGAUUUCAGAAUGAAAUUUAAGUAGAUGGUGGAAGAUUGUAAAAAUUAUUAGAGUGAGUAAACGGAAGAUGAUAUGAGUGAAUUAGAUUUUUAUUUAUAGAAUCCAAUUAAUAGAAAAAGACAUGGAUCUUUUAGAGUAUUCAAUCCAUUAGUAUUUUUGGCAAAGGAGAUAAGAAAGCAUGAGAAAAUUUGAUUUAAUAUAUAAAUAUAUAUAUAUAAAUAAUAUAGUUG